UAAUUCUGCACUGAUCAUUCAUCAAAAUUCGUAAAGAAAAUAAUUCCAAAAGAUGGAUUUAAGAAACAGACAGAAGAACAAACAAACAUUUGUUAAAGGACAAAAAAUAAUGUACUUAAGGAUGUGCAAUAAAUCGAUAAUUCGAUACCGGAUAAUAGACAGAAUUAACAUUUUAAAAUUUGAUUUUUAAAAUAAAUCUCAAUCGGUAACGAUAUAAAUAACAUCGCACCGUUAAGUUUCAAAUCGAAGUACACUGUGCAUAAGCAUAUAAAUAUAAAUAUAAUUAAUAUAAAUAAUACAUAUAGAAAAAACUUGAGAAAAACUAACUUAAGAGAAACAUGCCGAACGAAUUGAUAACGCCAAAGGGCUACUACAAAGUAAAUAAGCGAUUCAGAGAUGUAGAGAAACGCCGAGAGGAUUGGCUUCACCGUGAAAAUAGACGAAUAUAUGUGCAUCCAGCAAAGAAAACGCUUGAACGGUCUAUUAAAAUAGUUGGUCUAUAUUUAACGUUAUAUUUGUGUAUUGCGAUUAUUUUAGCAUGCAAUGUAUUAAUUUUGUACAAUUUUCGAGUGCCCAACAACGAACCCCUUGAGCGUAAGUGCACGAGUAUGUCAUCUGUGCCGGGUAAUUUUGUGGGCGACAGAAAAAUAAUACGAUUCCAGGCAGAUCAACGGAACGAAAUAACGCCCUAUAUUAGACAAAUGUAUAAAUUUGUUAAAAAAUAUGGCAACGAAGGAAUGCGUCGCCUGCGAGCAUGUAAUUUAGAUAAUAACUGGGGUUACAAUAGCGGCCUGCCAUGCAUUCUAUUGAAACUCAAUAUGGCAAUUAAUUUCAAUGCUGUGACAUAUACCAGUUCCAUAACACUCCCGAAGGAGGUGCCCAACGAUUUGCACGAUUAUAUACUACAGUUGCCGCUGGAGGAUCGUAUAGAUCGCAUAUGGGUUAGCUGUUCCUUCUUAGAUAAUAUAACGGAAGCGAAAGUGGAGUAUAUACCGAAUCGGUAUUAUGAUGCCGAGGGCUUGUUUGAAAGGGAAAAUUUUUAUUUGCAUACUAUCUCUGAGAACUUAACGGCAGCAAAUAUUCGUGAAAAUCCGGCGUUUCGUCGCGUUAUUGGCGUACAAUUUCAAUAUUUGCCAAUGAAUCGAGAUGUUACCAUCAAAUGCACAGCAUGGGCUAAAAAUAUUCCUCUAGACGUCGGAUCGACAAUUGUUAUAUUUCGCAUUGAAGGGCAUGAAGUUUUUCCAAAUCCCGAUCCAGACUUUGAAGAAGCUUCCGAUUUGAAUUUUAACUGAAUACCCAAAGACUCCGUUGUUCCCGCUGGCCGUUACACAGUUAAGAAACGAUUUCGACACCAGGAACACACGCGAAAAAA
Molecule: messenger RNA, 1372 nt
Organism: Drosophila virilis
Lineage: Eukaryota; Metazoa; Arthropoda; Insecta; Diptera; Drosophilidae
Source: RefSeq, a predicted model, not a curated record